AAGCUGGUGUUAUGUAACGGAUACGCUGCCUCUCAUCCUAAUGUGGUGUUACUCGAAAGUUUACAGGCAACAGUUCUGACUCAGGUCCGGUCUGUGAACAUGGAAUAGGCUGUGCGAUCAUUUCCAGAAGUCCGUCUGCAGAUGGAGGAGCGGAGGAUUUUUUUGAGGAAAUUGGCCUUUGGAGCUGAUUUUUAGCCAAAGAACUGUCUCACAGCCUUCAACCUAAUUGAAAACUGACCUUAAACACUGACAAGGAUCAAGUCUUUCUUGGUUAAUAUUCAACUGUAGGAGCUUCUUGCUGUGUUUGAGAGGGGGGGAUCUGGAGAUGAGACUUUGCGUUUAGAUUUUGAAAGCAGACAGACAGACUGACUGACUGACUGACUGAGGGACAUGGGCAGCGGUCCGAGCCGAGGGAAGAAAGUUGCACCUGCGUGUGUCAGCGAGGUGAACGUGACAAAACCAGCUGCCGGUGUCACUUCGCCCAAACAGGACAGCCGUCCGUUCAAGCCUCUCAAAAUCCAUGCAAUUUUGCGCAACGCGCGCAACCGUGCGCAACCGGACUGCCACAGCGAGGGGCACGACUCUGACUUCUCCGGGGAGGACGACGAUAUUGAUGGAGAACUGGACACGGUUCUUGCAGAUUAUGAGGAGCGAGAGAGGGUUUCUGUGAAGAAAACACCUCCCAAGAGGACUUUUAUGAAAUCUAAAACUUACGGACUGUGUCACUUCAGCCGGGAGGACACAGAGGACGAGUUCAGCUCAGCUCCCCGGCUGAGAGCGUCGGGAAGAGCCGAGGAGCCACGUGGCUCACACGGUGGAUCCAGAGGUGUAAACAAGACGAGCAACGAUGCUUUCACACACUUUAAAAACCACACAACUCCGUGCCCCAGUCAGCACAAUGGUGUUUCCACAAGAGGGGCUUUGCAGGAAGCUGUUCCCACAUCAGAGAAACAAUCGACUUUUGGCAGCUGCCAUAGCUCCUCUCUCACCAUGCCAGUCAUCCUGUACGAUGGAUCAGAAGAGGAGCUGAUGGACACUAUUGAGAGGGAGUUUAGUUGACCCCCAACAGAGAAUGCUGCAGCAAAGCUACUGUCCUUUUCAGCUGCCUUGAUGGGAUACAGCAGUUUGCAGAGGAGUUUUUUAAGAAAAAAAAAAGGGAACCAGGGUUUCUUUUGACAAAUUCCCUGCUACAUGGGAAGGCUGCCUCACUGUAUUUAUGCAGGCUGUCCUGGAUAAAUCUAACACUGUUUGUUUUGUACUUAAACAGCUGCACUCCAGACCUUUGCAUUGACUCAAGUCUUACUUAACAGCAAGAAGCAGUGUAAUUGCAGAGUUAUAACACCAGCUUGAACAGAUGCCAGGAGGUUGUCCUCUCAGACACCAGAGCUGUGAACUGACAGAGGCCUUCUUGGUUUAGUGUCUGCAGCUAAGGUGUCACUGUCACCCUCUCAGUCCUGCUGGGCUCCCACGGUGCAUGCACCUACUUAUUUGUUACCUAUUACUUAUUUUACUUUAACUUGUCUGUUAAUAGGUGAAGGAGAGAACACAUAUUUCUCACAGCAGUUUUGCAAAUUUCAGCAGUAAAGACCGUGUGACUAUGCAAAGCUCACAUUUUCCACCAGCAGUUUGGUGCACACAGUAUAGGGCUAUAGUUUUCCACAAGUGGCAACCCUGCAAAGGUAUGAACUGGGACUGUUUAUUUAAGGUUUCCUUCCUGACCACAGUUCCUGCACUUCUCCACCCUUAUAAAGAAGGAAUGUGCGGCAACAGAGAGACUUUCAGUCAGGCUCAGUUUGACCCAGCUGCAUUUCCCCUGCUGACUCAGCCACAUUCAACCAUAAAGGCCUGCUGCCACUUAGUGGUGGAAUAGAGCAGUUUUUGUGCAUGAACACAUACUUGAAACACACACUGUAUGUGUCAACAAACUGCACUUUUUUAAGGACUAAGUAUUUCAAUCGAGAAGGAUUUUGUAAUUUUGAUUUAUAUGCAAAUAAAAACUGACCAUGCUGUA
Molecule: messenger RNA, 2011 nt
Organism: Lates calcarifer (barramundi perch)
Lineage: Eukaryota; Metazoa; Chordata; Actinopteri; Centropomidae
Exons: 3
Coding region: 391-1059 (222 amino acids)
Source: RefSeq, a predicted model, not a curated record